AUUUCUUUUUGAAGAUGAAUUUCAGCUUUGUUUUUCCAGUUUAAAAAUGAACGUGAUGUCAGUUUGAUCGAAAAAGGAGUACAGAGACGAUUUUCAUAUUUGUUUCAAUAACAUAAAAUCAACGGUUUCUGGGUGUUCAAAUUUCUCGAAGUCACACCUAAGGCUUCAGUGGGAUAUUUGUGUCGUGAGCCUACCAUAAUUCACCACAUGGAUUCAUUUAUUGAAAACUCGAUCAUAGUCAACGGUUCGGACGAAUUCAGUUCAUUCGAAAUUGAAGAAUCGAUCAUCGGCGACCAGGGAUUACGAAAUGAAUCUUCAACGCCGUCGAAUCAUAAGACACAGUUCAACAAAGAAAAUGUGUCGAUUGCUGAGCGAUGUUAUAGAUCGCAACCGAAAGAUUCCAGCGAUAGUUCCGAAUCAGAGUCAGAAGCGGAUGCAAUUGUUUUGAGCUCUGACGAUGAAGCAACCUCACAGAACGAAGUCGAUGCAACACGCAAUAAAACUGUUGAAACCAGUGCCGCUUUAGAUAGCAGUUCUUCGAGCAGCGUUGAUGAAUCUACCUACGUGGAAGUUACUCAGGGUGUGUACAAUGUGCACGUUGCAAAAAUUAAAGACAUCACCAAUCGCAUCAAUCAGUACGAAAAAUUGCUGAAGCUCAGUUCACAGUUGCCAGAUAAAGGACAAAAGCUGAAACAGUUUGUGGUCAAUCUCAGCUCGGAUCUGGCUGAACAGCAGACCAUUUUGAAGAAAUUGAGAGUCAAAGAGACUCGUCAAAUUACAAUUGACUUCCAAAAUUUGUCGAUCAACGAAAGUCAAAAUAAGUCAUCAACUCUGGCUGAACUGUCCUACGAUGACAACGAUACCAUUGCGAACCUUUUCCAAGAGAUUAAAAAUUCCGAAAAAUCGAUGCCAAAAGCAAAGGACUUCGCCGAUCAGCCUCGUCUCAUCAAGGGUCAACUGAUGCCCCAUCAACGACAUGCAUUGGCUUGGAUGAUUUGGCGAGAAGAUCAGUAUCCGAAAGGUGGCAUUUUGGGCGACGAUAUGGGGUUAGGGAAGACACUGACCACAAUUUCGUUGAUCGCACGGCAUUUCGAAACGAAACGUUUGGCAGAGAAUGACAAAGAGGACAAAGCAGCAUCCAGAGGUGGAACACUAGUUGUAUGUCCUGCUAGUGUCAUUCGACAAUGGGAAGACGAGAUCAACAAAUUCACCAAUUUUUCGUUGAGUGUGUGCGUUCAUCACGGUGAUAAACGGUCUGACAAUGUGAAUGACCUCUGUUCGCAUGACGUUGUGAUCACGACCUACGGCAUUGUUCGAACUGAAGUGGAAAAAAAUUACGUCCUCAAUCGCAUCAAAUGGGAUCGCAUCGUGCUGGACGAAGCGCACACAAUCCGCAACUACACCAGCAAGCAAUCGUUAACGUGCUGUCGAUUACAAGCGAAACGAAAAUGGGCCCUGACCGGAACACCGAUUCAAAACAAGCAUGCAGACGUUUUUGCGCUGAUAAAAUUCCUGGAUUGCAAUCCGCUGAACGAUUUCACAACGUGGAAAAAUUGGACGAAAAACAAGGCCGAACAGAAGAUCAGCUACAUUCUCAAAUUCUUGUUGCUUCGACGAACCAAAGCCGAGCUGGGCAAAAUCGGGGAAAUUAGCUCGUUACCCGAGAAAACGUUAGAAAUCGUUCCGGUGCGAUUGACCGCUGACGAACUGAAGGUGUAUGAAACGGUGUCCUCAUUCUCCAAAAUAUUAUCCGAGCAAUUUCGGCAACAACAGAAUGCGGAUGACAGUGGUCGGUCGUCGCAAAAUACUCCCUCCAAAGAUCUGCAAAAGGCACUCGAUUUCUUCACGAUCUCCGGAUCCAUAGCCACAUCCCAUAUUCUGUUGGUCAUUUUGCGACUGCGACAGAUAUGCAUCCAUCCGAAUCUGAUUGAUGCGAUGCUGAUGGCGGAGGACAUACGCGAUAUUUCGGGCCAGGAAGGUCUAUUGGAUGAAAUGAACGAAAUGACAAUCAACAGAACAAAUGUCGAUCAGAAAUUGCUUCGAACAAAUCCGGUGUUUGAUGCACAACGACCGAGCUCUAAGUUCGAGUCCAUUUUACAUAUUAUGCAGACGAAGGUCAUUGAUCGUGGGGAAAAGGCGGUUGUGGUUUCACAAUUUACAAGUGUUCUACAAUUGUUUCAAGAGCACCUGAACGGACAUGACAUCAAAUUUUUGGUGCUAACGGGAUCGACAAAGGUUUCUCACCGGCAGACCAUUGUCCAAUCCUUCAACGAGGAUGCAGACGAACAGGUCCUGCUGCUUUCGCUGACUGCUGGUGGAGUCGGUCUGAAUUUAUGCGGAGCGAACAAUCUCUUUUUCAUCGAUCCGCAUUGGAAUCCGCAACUAGAGAGUCAGGCAGAAGAUCGCGUUUAUCGAAUUGGACAAACAAGACCGGUCACAAUCUACAGGUUUAUUUGCGAAGGAACUAUCGAGGAACGGAUUCAGAAACUGCAAGAUCGCAAGAAGAGUGUCGCUAAGAAUAUUUUGAGCGGCUACAAGUUGAACAUUAACGAUAUGAUGGCAUUGAUUUGAGAGGUGUGUCGUGCAAUUUUUUUAUAAUAAUUUGUGAUGUUUCGUCGAGCGACAAUAAAAAUGGGCGCUACCGUUACCAUGUAAAUAAAAUGGUCGUUUU
Messenger RNA from Bradysia coprophila, 2671 nucleotides. RefSeq names its product transcription termination factor 2-like. Gene Ontology annotation, biological process: DNA repair. The record is from RefSeq and is a predicted model, not a curated record. NCBI's taxonomy places the organism in Eukaryota, Metazoa, Arthropoda, Insecta, Diptera, Sciaridae. Gene Ontology annotation, cellular component: nucleus. Gene Ontology annotation, molecular function: ATP binding; ATP-dependent activity, acting on DNA.